UGGGCGGUCAGUGUCGGCCCAACCCGGCCAGUGACGCCGCCGGGACCAGCCGCGCGCCGGCACACCGGACUCGCGGCGACUCGGCACAGAGACCGGUGGGCUCUGGGACAGUGUUGCCCGGUCGGGGCCGCUCAGGCAGUGGUCAGCGGGUCAGACCGGUGUGGUGGCGGCGAGUCUGCUCUGCGCAGGGAGAGGACCGGCUCCAGGCGGCGGCAGCUCGGGAGGUGCCUGCCGCCUCACGGAGGGAGCCAUGGCCUUCGUUGAACCUCUGAUAGGGUGUACCAGGACCCUGGAGCUGAGCGACCGAUCACUGUCGACGGACGGUUUGGCGGGCUCGCCACCGCCGGAGGACGGCGCUCGCCGACAAGUGACGGACUGUCAGCGGGCAGAUUCCCCGGUACCGGCCGAGGGGGACGGGAGGCGGGCCGAGUCUCCGGUACCAGCCGAGGGCGGCGGGAGGCGGGCAGAUUCCCCGGUUAUACUGGCCAAGGGGGACGGGAGGCGGGAAGAUUCCCCGGUUAUACCGGCGGAGGGCGGCGGGAGGCGGGCAGAUUCCCCGGUACUCGCCGAGGGGGACGGCAGGAGGGCAGACUCUCCGUUACUUGCAGCGUGGAGCAGACAGCCACAGACCGCCGAGCACCCUCCAGCGGAGUCGGACUCAGCCAUCAGCAGCCAGCCUCAGCUGGACUGCUACAUCCUGGACGACGAGAACGAGCCCCCGCCCGACCUGGAGGAACACAGCAGCGGGGGUGGGUGCGCGGUGUGCGGCCUGCCGGCGUCCGGCCGGUGCUCGGCCUGUCUGGCCGCUCUGUACUGCGGCCCGGUGCACCAGCAGCAGCACUGGCUGGCCCACCGGCCGCUCUGCCGGCCGUACGCGGUGGCGCUCCACCCGCUGCUGGGCCGGCACCUGGUGGCCACGCGGCCGCUGCGGCGCGGCGACCUGAUCCUGCGAGACGCGCCGCUGAUGGUGGGCCCGUGCGCGGAUACGGCGCCGCUCUGUCUGGGCUGCUACCGGCCGGUGGCGGGGCCGCGCCGCUGCCGCCGCUGCGGCUGGCCGCUCUGCUCGGAGCCGUGCGAACAGAGCGAGCAGCACCGGGCAGAGUGCGACCUGACGGCCGGCAGCCCGCUGGGCGCCCUCUCCGGCCACGAGGGCGUCGACUGGUACCCGUGCGUGGCCGUGCUGCGGCUGCUGCGGCUGCGGGACACACGGCCGGCCGACUGGGCGCGCCUGCUGCAGCUGCAGAGCCACGACGACGAGCGGAGGGACACGGACAUCUACCAGCUGGAGCAGACGACGGUGGUGGACCGCGUCCGGCACAGGUUUGGCCAGUUCCAGCACAGUGAGAUGCUGCUCCACCGCAUCUGCGGCAUCAUGGAGACCAACGCCUACGAGAUCCGUCUGCCCGAGAUCAACGUGCAGGGCGUGUACGCGCGCGCCGCGCUCUUCGAACACGACUGCGUGCCCAACACGCACCGCACCUUCGACGAAAACCUGACGCUGGUCGUGCGCGCCGCCGUCGACAUCGCUCAGGGUGAACAUCUAACCAGCAUCUACACGGACAACCUGUGGGGCACGUGGCAGCGGCGGGAGCACCUGCUCACCAGCAAACACUUUCUGUGCGAGUGUGCGCGCUGCUGCGACCCGACCGAGCUGGGCACCGGGCUCAGCUCGAUCCGCUGCUCCCUCUGCCAGCACGGGUACAUCCAGUCGGUGGAUCCACUGCAGGUGCAGGCCGACUUCCGGUGCGCGGCGUGCGGCGCCCUGGUGCCUGGCGCGCCGGUGCGCUCCGCCCUGGCGGCGCUCGAGGCCGAGGUCCAGGCCGUCGAGGAGGAGCCCACCAUCGACGACUGCGAGAGACUCAUCCAGAUCUGCUCAUCGGUGCUGCACCCCACCCACCACCUGAUGCUGGACCUCAAGUACCCGCUGGUGCACCUGUACAACACGUCCGAGACGCUGCCGGCGGCGCAGCUGGACAGGAAGGAGCAGCUCUGCAAGGAGAUCCUGUCCGUGGCCGACAUCGUCACCCCCGGAAUAUCGAGGUUGCAAGGAAUCGUUCGGUACGAGCUCCAACAAACAUUAUUGCAAAAGGCAAGAUUCCUGUACGACAGUGGGAGCCACCAGUCAGCUGACGUGAUCGCCCUGUUCAGGGAGGCGCGCGACGUACUGUGUGCGGCCAUCUCGGUGCUCCGCUGGGAGCCCUGCGUUCAGCCGGAGGGCCAGCUGGGCCUGGAGGCAGCGGAGGAGCUGACGGAGCUGGACGCCUGGCUGCGGGAGCACCUGCCGGCCGCGACGGCCCCCGCUGAGCCGGUGCAGGGGGACGGGGCCGACUCUGAGACACCGACUGGGCGCCGCACCGGUCCGCCGGCGGACACCGGGGAACAGCGGCGCGGCGCCGAGAGCGGACCAGACUGCCCCGCACAGCGUCCCUGUGCGCCGCGGCCGGAGGAGCCCGAGAGUCACACCGUGUCCUGCGCAGAACAGGCACCGGUACCUCGCCGGGCGCCGACUCAGCUCAGGGCAUGAACGUGCUCUCCCCCACCUCGGGUGCUCUUUCUGGGGUGCGCACGGGGCUCGCUUCGAUCCCCCUGACUUUGUAAGAGACGUUUGUUCAUCUAUGAAACCGUGCAAUACUGUGAUUGCGUGUAGUUGUAGUCUGUAUGUGAUUGCGUUGUGUCUGUGCGUGUAGAUGACGUAUUGUCAUAUAAAUGAAGCUGUUCAUGACGCUAUAGAUGACGUUGUUCAUAUAACAGAGUAAGAGGAAGAUCAACAUUGCGAUGCGCAUAUUCAGGGCUGUUGAAAGUUGAACUUCAUGCACUUUAUAAAUGUAUCAUGGUGUGUUUACUGUUUUUAUAUGGGUACGUCUAUGUUUAUUCUUUAUUCAUCGAAGGUAACAGUUAAGAUACCUAACUACUGGUAUCCCUGUUUUUAUGUCUAAAGACGGGUGUUUGGGGGGGGGGGGGUGAAUUAGGAUCCAUUCACGACGAAAACCUCGUCACGCGUCUCUGCAUGCUACGCUGCAUCGUUUACAGUGUCUCGGUUCUCCUGGUCGUCGCAGAAUAUACUUACAAAUGUCUGAAA
Molecule: messenger RNA, 3079 nt
Organism: Amphibalanus amphitrite
Lineage: Eukaryota; Metazoa; Arthropoda; Thecostraca; Balanomorpha; Balanidae
Product: SET domain-containing protein SmydA-8-like
Exons: 8
Coding region: 251-2524 (757 amino acids)
Molecular function (GO): protein binding
Source: RefSeq, a predicted model, not a curated record